Molecule: messenger RNA, 2664 nt
Organism: Camelina sativa (false flax)
Lineage: Eukaryota; Viridiplantae; Streptophyta; Magnoliopsida; Brassicales; Brassicaceae
Source: RefSeq, a predicted model, not a curated record
AUGGCUAUAUGUAGAUGGUUUGGAAACCCUGACUUAUUUAUCACCUUCACAGCAAACCCUAAUUGGCCUGAGUUUACAGAACAUCUACAAACAUAUACUACUGAAGGAUCAAACUCAAGGCCUGACCUCCAAUCAAGAUUCUUCAAAAUGAAGCUAGAAGAGAUGCUUUCUGAUUUUAACAAAGGAGUCUUCUUUCCUAUUCAUGUAGCAGUAGUGUACACAAUAGAGUUUCAAAAAAGAGGCCUGCCUCAUGCACACAUCCUACUGUGGUUAGAAGGUAGUAGCAAAAACCCAGAACCAGCUGUCAUUGAUCAAUUCAUGUCUGCUGAAUUACCAGAUAAGGAAAUAGACAGAGAAGGUUUCGAACUGGUAGAGAAGCAUAUGAUGCAUGGUCCUUGUGGUUUCGAUAGACCAUACUCACCAUGCAUGGAAAAUGGUUUAUGCAGUAAGAAGUACCCACAAGCUUUUGUGGACAACACCACCAUUGACAACUCCGGUUACGUUGUCUACCGGCGCCGUAACGAUGAUUCCAAAUUUGUUUUCAAGGGUCUAACAAGAUUGGACAAUCGCCAUGUUGUACCGCAUAACAUCAACCUGCUGAAAAAGUAUAUGGCUCAUAUCAAUGUAGAGUGGUGUUGUAAGACAAGUGCAGUUAAGUAUCUUUUCAAAUAUAUAACUAAAGGUGUGGACAAAGCUACAUUUGUGAUUGUCAGACCCAGUAGAGGAAAAAAAAAGAAGAGUUUGGACAAAGAAGAAGCACAACCUGUCGAUGAAAUCAGUGAGUACCUUGAUUGCCGCUACGUUUCUGCAUGCGAAGCAGUUUGGAGGAUUUUUGCAUUCCACAUUCAUUAUCACAAGCCAGCCGUGAUACGACUACAAAUUCAUCUUCAAGAUCAACAGAGACUGCUAUUUGACCAAUUGCAAAGUUUGAACAACAUUAUAACUAGAGAAGAUGUGGAAAAGACAAUGCUCACUGAAUGGAUGGCCACUAACAAAAGAGAGAAAGAGUCAGUUGAUGUAGGAUACAUAUCAGAAACAAAAGCAUACAACCUUACAUAUAUGGAAUUCCCUAAAUUUUAUGUCUGGAACACUACAAAGAUCUGGACAAAGAGGAAACAAGGUUUUGCUAUUGGGAGGAUUGUACAUAUCCACCCAUCAGCUGGGGAUUUGUUUUAUCUCAGAAUUCUAUUGAAUAUUGUAAGAGGAGCAACAAGCUUUGAUGACAUUAAGACAAUUGGGGGAGUAGUCUAUGCAACAAAUAAAGAAGCAUGCUACAUUAGAGGAUUACUAGACGAUGAUAAAGAGUGGCAUGAUGUACUUAAAGAGGCGGCACUAUGGGCAACAGCUUAUCAAAUGCGAUAUCUAUUUGUCAAGUUGCUUAUCUACUGUGAAGUAGCAAAUCCUCGACAACUUUGGACCAAAAACUGGAGAUACCUAGCCGAAGAUGUGCAGCAGAACCAAAAAAAGGUCUUUCAGUUCACACAUUUAGACCUAAAAGAUGUCGAGUUGGAGCAAUAUGCUUUGAUUGAAAUAGAGCAGCUAUUAAUGGACAAUGAUAGGUCUCUCACAAAUUUCCCUGACAUGCCGUUGCCUGACAAAGCAAUUUUGAAAAGAAUCAGCCAAAGUAUCUUGACAGAAGACCUGCAAUUUGACAUCGAUAAAGAGAGGGAAGACCAUGGCAGACCAGGAGGCACUCGGAAAACAUACCUCUACAAAACCAUCAUUGCUAAACUCCACUCAAUCAGCAAGGUCGUAAUCCCUGUUGCAUCUGCUGGUAUUGCAGCUCUGCUCCUGCCUGGCGGAAGAACAGCUCAUUCAUGUUUCAAGAUACCAAUCAACAUCAACGAAGCAUCUACUUGUGAAAUAAAGCAUGGGACAAUGCUAGGUACCUUAUUAACAAAGGCUGACUUAAUCAUAUGGGAUGAGGCAUCGAUGGCACAUAAACAUGCUUUUGAAGCUGUAGAUCGUACAAUGAGAGACUUGAUGGCAUUAGACGACGAGACUGCACUGAACAAGCCGUUUGGAGGGAAAAUAGUUUUGCUAGGAGGAGAUUUCAGGCAGAUUUUACCAUCAUACAUGGAACGACAAUACUUAACAGAGAGGGCAAUCUUGACUCCUCGAAAUGAGACUGUCCGGGAGAUAAAUGACUACCAGCUAUCCAUGGUGCCUGGAGACAGUAAAGAAGUUUCCAGGCCUACCAAACCACCAAUUACAGUUGAAAGUGGGGGUACCAGUAAUGCUCCUGAGAAAUCUAAACCAGAAAAAGGGUUAUGCAAUGGUACACGACUACUUAUAACAAAACUCAGUCAAUGGAUAACAGAAGCAGAGAUACUCGUUGGCACUCAUGUUGGUGAAAAAGUCCUCAUCCCAAGGAUUUUUUUGUCUCCUAAUGACACCAAGCAUCCUUUCACCCUACGAAGAAAGCAAUUCCCAGUUAGAGUCUGCUACGCAAUGACAAUUAACAAUAGUCAAGGCCAAAGUUUGAAACAAGUCGCUCUUUACUUACCACAAUCUGUGUUCACAGACGGACAGUUGUAUGUGGCUCUAUCAUGUGUAACAUCGAAUACAUGUUUGAAAAUACUAGAUGCAUCAUCAGAGAAAGAUGGUACCGCAGGGGUUAUGAAUAUUGUCUACAAAGAAGUCUUUAAUAACAUAAACACUUAA